UAAGAGCAGUCAAAAUAAUUAAAUUAAUAUUAAACCAUGGAAAGCUUCGACGAUUCGGAAAUGGUUUACUGUCCGUACAACAAGGAGCACAAAAUGCUGCGCAAGAAACUCCAGCAGCACAUUCUGAAAUGCCGUGUGCUCUACAAAGACACGGUGGAACUGAUGGUUUGUCCCUUCAACAAGGGGCAUUUAAUUCCAGAGCCAGAGUUUUUUCAACACACAAAAUCGUGUGAGGAUCGCAAGAUUAUAGUGCAUUAUCAGAAUAGUGCACCUGCGGUGUUGGACGAAGACACCAGGCAUCCGAAGAUCGAGUCCGAAGAAAACUGGGACGACGAUAAUGUUCCCGACUACGAUCCGCAGAUCUAUUGUGCUACAGCCAAUAUAGUGAGGGAGCCAAAUGGAUUGUUUCCGGCACAGCGGAAGGCUUUUAUCAAGGAGGAGAAUCGUCGUCAACUUGGCGAGGAUUACGAGGAGGAGGAGAAGAAGCCUCCAAAGGCCAAGUUCCGCGGCGAAACCCGUCCCGCACCCUACGAGCCCAGGAGGCCAUACUCAAGGCGUCAAUAGUUGGAACACGCAAAGAUUUCCAACAAAUGAUGACAACGAUGAAAAACCAAAGUUUUUUUUAGAGGCUUCUACCGAGCUCGCAAGUUAUAAAAACCAAAGAAUUACAUGUUAAAUUACCGAUUUAGCAUGUGCUAUAAAACAAAUAAGAAACCAAAAUAUAAAGCGAGAAAUCAAAAUAUUCCUAAAAU
Drosophila takahashii is the source of this 752-nucleotide messenger RNA. It is a transcript of the gene arx, whose product is annotated as asterix. NCBI's taxonomy places the organism in Eukaryota, Metazoa, Arthropoda, Insecta, Diptera, Drosophilidae. The record is from RefSeq and is a predicted model, not a curated record.